CUCAGGGCGAAUUCCGGCCUUGUAAAGGCCGGCAGAGGCAAACAAAGGCAGACAAGCUUCAUAGCAGUGAAUCAUGUCGCUCGAGCGCCCGCCAAAAGGUAAAAAGAAGGCGAGAGCGAACCUCGCUGUGGCCAGGCUCAGCAGCACACCCGCAGCUGGCGCCAGUUCUCUCACAUCUGUCCCUGCUGUGCCCUGGCUGUAUCAUUUGCGUGUGCAGUGGGGCCAAAGCUGAAGGUCAAGUUCCCUGUCUUGAGACGAGCGGACUUCUCUGAGGAGAUAGCGGCGCUCGGAGAUCUCUCGCGGACGCUGUGCGCCACCAAGACGUCUUCCAAGGCAAUCCUCCUCACCCUCUCCAAGUAUGAGAAGUCGCGGUACAGUGACGAGUCCCAGGAGAUCGGCAGCGAGGAGCCAUCCACAGUCACAGCACUUCCAGCGAUCCUGCCGCCUCCCUUCACGGGCGGCCCGGGAGGCGGUGGCGGGGCUCCUCCAUCCAAACCAGCAGUGCGCCGCCUCGCCCCUCCCAGCCCUUCGCUCGGCCCAUCGUCCUCUCUAUCAGCCCUGGAGCCAAUCGAUGGGUCGAGGGGAAGGGGCAGAGGGGCGGGGAGGAAAGGCAAGUUCACCGACCUGGGAGCGCCUGAGAGCAGGGAGGUUCUCAGCUCGUGGCUAGACGACAUCUCCAAGAAAGACCAGCACAUUGGGCCCAAGACGGAGAUCUCACCAGCAAGAAAACUGGUGGACCACUCUUCAUUCGGUGCCGCGGCAACGAGAGGCACUACGACCCUUUUGGAGAUGAGCAAGAGUGCUUCCGAGGGCACACUCAAGAAGCCUCGACCCCCAGAGCCAAAAGUGACCCCUGAAGACACCCAAGUCGAUGAAGGGCAGAAGGUGCCCCACAAGGGCGCGAUGGGUGACGGCCUGCCUCUGGAGCUCUUCGACGACCCAGACGCCUUUGAGGACCUGCCGCCCGACGAGUGGGUGUCCCAAUGCCAGCAGCGCCACACCGAUGUGGGCAUCUCUUUCGAGGAGGGGGCUGUGGGGCCGUCACCAGAGGCUGCGUGUGCGGCGCCAGACGCGCACGUGCUGCACUAUCGCGGGAACAACGUACGUGAGAUGGAUGCUGAAGUUUGCUCGCUCAUUUGUCGGGCACUCAUUUUUAUGUCUGUGUACGUGCAGCUGUCGAUGGUGCCAUGCUAUGUGCUGGGGUACAAUGAGAAGCUGAAGCGCUUCCAAGUGGAGCUUGCUGACAAGACAAGAGUUCGGAAGUUUGUGAGAAGACUCGCGCUGCGAUUCCAUUCGGAAGAUCCAGAGUAGGCACACAAGCAAGAGACACACAUGGACAAGCCCAUGUCACUAAAGGUGGGUGUUUGCAGCCGUUUUGGCGACCGUGUCAAGUCGUGUUAUCGCAAGAAGGAUCAUGUAGAGCUGCAGCAGAAGUUCAUCCGCUCCAUUGAGAGCAUCGACACGGACAGAAUAAGCCCCAUGCUCAGAUCGACAAAAGAGCUGUUUAUUCGGCACUGCCUCAAUAAGGCGCACAUCGACGUGAGACAGAGACACUGCCACCUAUCCCACAGGCAAAGACUCAGAAAGGACUGCCUCUUGGAGUGUGUGUCAGCGUCCGCAAGAUUAUGUGGCAGAGAUAAGACAUUUGCUGAUAGAGAUCGAGCAGAACUAUGUCAUCUCGAUGAAGUUUGCGACGAUCAAGGACCAGCUGAUCGAGCUCAACGGCACUUCAGAGGCCUAGUAUGCGCGGCAUGACAGAACCACACUGGGAAGUCAGAGCUGGGAAGUCAGAGUACAGAGGCGGCGCUUGUGCCUGUGUCUGUGGUCUGGUGUCAGUGUAGCUGAGGAGACAUUGCAGUCGAACGAGUAUGCGUCCUUGCUUGGCCCCUUCCUCCCCCCUCCCGUCCCCCUCUUUGCCCUGGCGGAGGUGCCGCCGCCAGAGCCACUCUACACCACUGCCAAAGAGAAACUCAGCCAAAACUUCAACUUCUCCAGGCCUAGACUAAGACCUGUGAGCAAAAGCAUGGGCAGACCUGAGAGAUGGUGAUUCAAUUGCGUGAAUGCAUCCAUGUGUGUAGGUGAGUAUGGAUGUGUGGCGUCGGUUUGAGGAGGUGUGCAAGCUGCGCAUUCUGGACACCAACCGAGGCCUGAACGAGACCUACAUUCCUGGCAUCAUGACACACAUGCACUCACCCACAGCCGGACCAACUGCUGUAGGCGAGUCACGAUAUGAAGAGCAGUGGGCAGCAUCACACACAUCCGUGUUCGUUCAGUCGUUCCGCCCGGCUGAUUUUCUGGAGCAUCUGAGGGUGCACAGACAGGAAGUGACGCUCGCACUCGACAGGCACUGGAGAGAAUUCAUCGUGUCAGAGGUAUGCAAACACAUACAGGCGGCAUGACACAGUGCGAUCACCCGACUGCUGACUUCCUUCCCAUCUUGUCUCCUUCACCCACAGGUGAUAGACAAGUUGUCGGAGGAGUUCAACUUCUUUGUAGACCAGGACGCCAAGUACACCCGGUCUGACCUGCACCGCUUCCUCAGGAAGCAGGACCUCAUUCUCAACCAACAGAUGCGGUUCUUCGUCCAAGACUCCAUCGACGAGUGGACACGAUUCCUUGAGUCCUUCCUCCCCAAUCCAGAUGUGGUAUGGAGCACAUAGCGGAGCUGGGUGUCAUGCCUCAGGACAGCAUUUCUCCCUGGUUUGCAUGUCAGGUUGCGCCCACGCCGUUGCUGGUGCUCCAUAUUAUGGAUAAGUACAAUGCAGUCAGACUCGACCCUGAUGCAAAGACGUGACCCGGAGGAGAAACAAACUCCCUGACAUACACAGUAUCCGUGCUUGUGUUUCCAGGCUCGUCAAGUCUAUCUUGGAGGCCAUGAAUGGCAUUGUGGAGUGCUGCAACGCCAUCAGAACCGUGGGUAGGUGAGACACAACACAAAAGCAGAGGGCAGCCACACGCGGCAUGCUUGGCUGCCUUGUAUGUGUGUCAGAGUACGAGUUGGUGCCCUUCUGCAACAUACCAGAGACACAAAUGUACCCCAUCACCAUGACCUUCCCUCCCCUCCUCGACGCACAGAAGAGAGUCACCGAAGUGCUCGACCAGUGCCUCGAAGAACCAAUCGUAGGAGGCACACAUGUGUGAUGCGACACAGGAGCUCAACGCGACCUCACACUAUCUCGCUGCAGGCGUUGCUUGAGGAGUACAAGAGGUACGAGUAUCUACUGGGCGAGAGGCCGGACCCGGAGCUCGAUACCAACGACGUAGAGGUCAUGCAGGAGCGAGUGGCGGCACUCGUCAAGGCGGCAGAGGAGGUGGAGUUCCUCUCGGCAUCCGUCAUGCGCUACCCGCUCUUCGAGGUCCACACCGACGGCAUUGUGCACAGCCUGGUGACCAAAGCACAGCAGCUCGUCGAGUACUAUCUGGAGAAGGUGGUGGAGCACAUCACCAAGGGCAGCCAGGAGGUGCUUGAAAAGUGGCACGAGGUGCACGUGAGGAUCCUCACGACGCCCUCCAACGAAGACGACCUUGCGAAGCUCAAGGACUUCAUGGCCAACAUCCACAACGUCAUGGGCCCGCUUAUCAACCAGACUGACUACCUCCACAGACAGAUCCAGAUGGUCAGCGAGUUCCGAUACCAAGUGCCUGAAGAGGUCAUCGAGGUACGUGAGAAAGAGGACGCUUUGGAGGAAAUCCUUGAUGUGGUCUUGUCUGUGCCGUUGUUGGGUCAGUCAGCCUUCAAGGCAUACAGCUGGCCGCUGCAGGUCCAGAUGGAUGUCCAGGAUACCACACGGAAUCUCGACCAGGAGAAAGAAAAGGUACAUACAAAACGGUGUGCAUACUAUUUGUCUCAUGUGUCUGCCCUGUUUGCUGCUGCCAUGGAUCCGUGCAGUUCAUGGAGCGUCUCGAGGAGGAGAAGGAGGCGUUCGAGAAGGAUCUCGCGCAGUACAGCAAAGACCUCGACUUCGUCCGCUACGAGAUGGGCGACUUCUCACAGGCACUCAAAUACGCAGUCAAGAUCAAUGGCCUCAAAGAGGCUCUCGAUCGGGCAAAGGAGCGUGUGGUUUCCUUCCAAGAACGCGAGAAGCUCUUCGGCGUCGAGGUCUCCGGUAUGGGAUGAGACCAAUGGGCAGAUGCAAUCCUCUGAUUGAUGUAUCCCUUGCCUCCACCCUGCAGACUUCUCCAAUCUGGAUGAGAUGGUUGAGCUCUUCCUUCCCUACAACAAGGCAGGCGCAUUUACACAUCAGCGUGAGUCUGACAGACGUUUCGUUGCCGUGUGUUCAGUUGUGGACGAUGGCGAUCGACUUCAAAUACUCGGAGGACGACUGGCUCAACGGGGCGCUCAUGAAGCUUGAUGCCACAGAAAUCGAGACCAGCGUCGACACAUGGUUAGCACAAAAGUCGCACACACGCUGCUGCAUCGGAGACCUAUGACGACUGCUUUGUGUUGCCAGGUACAAGGAUGCUUACAAGCUUGCGAAGGAGUUUGACACAGAGCCUGUGCCAAAGGGUGUGGCCGAGGAGGUCCGUGCCGCCAUUGACGCGUUCAAAGGCAACUUGCCCGUCAUCCGUGCCCUCUGUCAAGAAGCCAUGCAGCCGAGACACUGGUCAGCCCGACACAGACAGCGACCUCCUCGGACUCCGAGACUGUGUACAGUGGUACUUGGUCAAUGUGUAGGGUAGAGCUCUUUGAGAACCUCGAUGCUGAUGUGGACCUUGAGGAUCAGCUGACCCUCCAACAGCUCAAUGAGAUUGGUCAGCAACACAGAAGGAUCAUGCCUCGUCUGUACCGACUGCUUUGCCUUGUGUCGCUUGUCAGGCAUCCAGAAGCACAUCGAGAAGGUCGAGGAGAUCAGCGCCGUAGCCCAGAAGGAGUUUGGACUGAAGAAGACUCUGGCGACAAUGAAGGCGGAAUGGAAGCCAAUGGAGCUCGAGGUCACACUGGCUUUCGACCGGCUGUCAUGGCAUUUUGUAUUUACUUGCCUUUCUCGAUCCUAUCAGGCCUUGCCAUACAAAGAGAGCGGCACAUACCUGCUCAAGGGGGUGGAUGACGUGCAGACCCUCCUGGAUGACCACAUUGUCAAGACGCAGGCCAUCCGUGGAUCGCCGUUCAUCAAGCCAAUCGAGAAGGAAUGCCGCGAAUGGGAGGCCAAACUCAUCUACAUACAGGUGACGUGGACGCGCUGACACAUCCACGUAGGUUGCAUGUAUCUUGCGUUUGUCUUCUUUCGUAUUUGCAGGAUCUGAUGGAGGAGUGGUUGGCCACCCAGCGGUCAUGGCUCUAUCUCGAGCCAAUUUUCAGCUCCGAAGACAUCAUCCGACAGGUGACUGACAAGGGAAGCGCACGGAUGGCUAGCAGCAGCUCAUGAAUGCGUGUCUGUGUGUUUCAGAUGCCUGUCGAGUCCCGCCGCUUCCAGCAGGUCGACCAGCUGUGGAGAACAACAAUGGCGCAGGUACACAUCAAAUCAUCUCUUUGUAGUGGUCGUGGUCAAUCGUCUGGUGCGGUCUCGCAGGUGCACGAGACGCCGAAUGUCUUGGAGAUAUCCGAGAUCGACAAUCUCCUGCAGGUGACAAGAGCCCCCCUUCUUCCAGCAAGUUGGCUUCCCUCUUCCAUGUAUGUGUGUGUUUCUUCAGAACUUCAGCGACGCCAACAAGAAGCUGGAUGAGAUCCAGAAGGGCCUCAACGACUACCUCGAGACCAAACGGUAAUAAAAUCCGAUCCCUGGUCCACGCCAUGGCUCACUGGCUUUUGUGUCUCAGUUUGGCGUUCCCUCGCUUCUUCUUCCUGUCGAAUGACGAGCUGCUGAUGAUCCUGUCCCAGACCAAGGACCCCACGGCUGUGCAGCCGCACAUGAACAAGUGCUUCGAAGGCAUCAACAAGGUCAAAUUCGACCCAACCAACUCCAUCAUCCAGGCCAUGGUCAGUGCCGAGGGCGAGGUGGUGCCGCUCAAGAAACACGUGGACGUCAACCACGGAGAGAAGAAGGGCAACGUCGAGAAGUGGCUGGUCGAGGUGGAGGAGUCCAUGCAAAACUGCCUCCGGGAGGUCAUGAAGGAGUCCUUCUCGGUGAGACGGUCUCAUAUCCUGUCUCCGUGUCAAAAUGUCUCCUCUUCUUUUCCUUCGUCGGCAUGUACAGGCUUACGUGACGAAGGGUCGCACAGAGUGGUGUUUGGAGUGGCCUGGCCAGAUCGUCCUGUGCGUCGAUCAGCUCUACUGGACGUCAGAGACUGAGGAGGCCAUCCAGAACAAGCAGCUGCCACAACACAAAGAGAAGCUCGACAAGGAACUUCAAGACGUAGAAUGGACAGUGCACACACGGAGGGAGUGACACACGAUCAUUCACCCAUGCUGUGUGUGUGUGGUCAGAUCGUGCGUCUAGUCCGUGGCGAUUUGACCAAGCUGAAUCGCAGGACCCUCGGUGCGAUGGUCACGAUCGAUGUGCACGCGCGUGACACCAUCCAGGCGUUGAUGGACCAGAAUGUGAAGAGCGCCGAUGAGUUCGACUGGCUGGCGCAGCUGAGAUACUACUGGAAGCCACCCGGCACCUUCACCAUGCGCGACGGCAAGCCAAACCCAAAGGCUGAGUGUCACGUCUCCAUGGUCAAUGCGACGCUUCUGUACGGAUUCGAGUACCUGGGCAACUCUGAUCGACUGGUCAUCACGCCAUUGACCGACCGCUGCUACCGCACUCUGCUGGGAGCCUUUCAUCUGUUCUAUGGCGGGGCGCCUGAGGGGCCUGCGGGGACGGGCAAGACGGAAUCGACCAAGGAUCUGGCCAAGGCGGUGUCUGUGCAGUGUGUCGUGUUCAACUGCUCUGAUGGCUUGGACUACCUCGCCAUGGCCAAGUUCUUCAAAGGACUCGCCUCAUCGGGUCAGGCACGAAAGACGAUGUAGGUGCUUUGUUUCUGCAGACGUCGCUUCGUGUGUUUGUCAAUCAGGUGCUUGGUGCUGCUUCGAUGAGUUCAAUCGUAUAGACCUGGAGGUACUGUCUGUGAUUGCCCAGCAAGUGCAGUCCAUUCAGAACGCCAUCCGCAAUCGGCUCAACGUCUUCCUUUUCGAAGGUGAGACACCAUGCAAGGGACGCCGUCGACGUCACAUCCGCCUGUUUUACUAGGUACGGAGAUCAAGCUCGUGCCGACAUGUGCCGUCAAUAUCACCAUGAACCCGGGAUACGCCGGCCGAUCGGAGCUGCCCGACAACCUCAAGGCGCUGUUCCGUCCCUGUGCAAUGAUGGUGCCCGACUACUCUCUCAUUGCCGAGAUCGUCCUAUACUCGUUUGGCUUCGAGGAUGCACGCAACAUCGCCAGGAAGGUACACAAAGCGACAUCGGUGGAUAGCCUGCCGAUAUACCUUGUGUCUCUCUUGCGGUCGCCAGGCAGUGGGCAGUCUACGGCUGUCGUCUGAGCAGUUGUCGUCACAGGACCAUUAUGAUUUCGGUAUGAGGGCGCUAAAGGCCAUCCUUACGGCCGCUGGACAGCUCAAACGCAAGCUCGGACACGUCCUCGCAGAGGUGAACCCGCCAGACAGAUGCAACAACUUCCUUCCAAUUCCAUUGCGUUGUCGCGUGCAGGAUGUGUUGGCGCUGAGGGCGUUGAGCGAUGUCAAUGUGCCCAAGUUCACAGCCAAUGACAUUCCACUGUUUAUGGGUAUCAUCUCCGACCUUUUCCCCGGCGUCGAGCUGCCGCCCUCCGACUACGGCAAACUCGUGCCACAGAUGGAGGAAGCUGCGAGGUCAAAGGGCUUGCAGCCGAAGGAGGCCUUCAUCAACAAGUGCAUCCAGCUUUGGGAGACAGUGAUGGUGCGACACGGGCUUAUGCUCGUGGGCAAGACCAUCAGCGGCAAAUCGGCCGUCAUGGACUGCCUCGCAACGGUAAUAAUUGAGCGACACACAGCGACUGCUGGCAUAGCGUGCCUCUUGUAUAUGCAGUCGCUUGGGGCGAUAGCUGACGGGCAGAGUGACGUCUUUCUGCCGUGUGAGAUCCACAAGAUCAACCCUAAGAGCAUCACGCAGGGCCAGCUGUACGGCGAGUUCGACGAAAACACACACGAAUGGGCUGACGGGGUAACCACAGCUAUCCAGGAGGAUUAUGGACAUGAGAUUGUGUUCUGCUUCUUUCAAAGGUGUUGGCACUGACUGUCCGCUAUGCUGCCGGAGCGGAGCCCAGCAAGCGGCAGUGGAUCGUGUUGGACGGGCCUGUGGAUGCGGUGAGUUACCACGGCAAAGCGAUUCCUCUCGCCCCUUCUGCUUCUUAUGGGCCUCUCCGUGUUCAGGUGUGGAUUGAGAACAUGAACACUGUCUUGGACGACAACAAGAAACUAUGUCUGAACAGCGGCGAGAUCAUCAAGCUCUCGCCAGUGACGACCAUGAUGUUUGAGGUAGAAGACCUCGCCGCUGCGUCGCCAGCCACCGUAUCACGGUCAGUGGCCGAAAGCAUCUUCAACAGAGCAGUAUGCAUAUGCAUGCCUUGUUGAUGCAGGUGUGGGAUGGUUCUGCUAGAGCCCGAGCAGACAUUGGGGUGGCGUCCGCUGGCGCAGUCAUGGGUCGGUGCUCUGCCUCAAAUCAUCCAAGAGGCUCACGGACAGAUGAUCCUGGACAUGUACGAGCGGCUCAUGGAUUUCGCUUUCCAAAUCGUCACCAAGAAGGUCAAGAACCCCGUUCCCGUGUCCGAAAACUGGUGAGCGGAAGACAAGGAGACAUAAUGCGAAGCACGCAUGUCUCUGGCAAUUUUAUUCAGGCUGAUGCUCUCCAAUCUCCGCAUGUUUGAGGCGCUGCUGCACCUGCACCUGGGCGAGAUGAAGGAGGGAGACGACAUUCUGACCAAGGACAAGAAGGUAACCGAUUGAACGUUUCCCGGUAUGCUAUGUCUGAUGUCUCUAUGUAUCCCUUUCUCUUCCAUCAGGCAGCCCUUCCUCCAAAGGAGCGAGAGGCGCGGAUCGAGGCCUUGUUCUACUUUGCGAUCGUGUGGAGCAUUGGCGCCUGCACGGAUCAAGAGGGGCGGGUGGUCUUCGAUGGAUUCCUCAGGGGAUUCAUCAACGGACUGCCCGAUCUGGCAAAGGUCGGGUGGGGAGAGAUAUCCACGUGUCAUCAGCACCCUCUUCUCUUCGGUGCAGGAGUAUGACCUGAUUGGGACCUACGAGCCUCGACAGGGGAAGGGCGGCCUACCCGACAAAGGUCUGCUCUACGACUACUUCAUACACGAGAGCAGCGGCAAGUGGACACCAUGGACGGCACGCAUCGGCACAUUCGAUAUACCAAAAGUACAUACAGCACAAGCCGAAAAAACGAGUGUCGGUGUCUGUCUGUCAACCCUUGAUGCAAUUCAUGCAGGACGCCCAGCCCCACACGAUCAUCGUGCCAACUGGCGACACCGUCAGCAACGCCUACUUUCUCCAGGCCCUUGUAGCGCGGCAGUUUCAUGUGCUCUUCUCGGGCGUCACGGGCACCGGCAAGACGGUCUCAGUCCAGUCUCAGCUGCUCACUGGCUUUGACAAGGAGUCGUUCACGUCGAUCGCCUUCAGCUUCUCAGCGCAGACGAGUGCCAACCAGACACAGGACAUUAUCGACGGCAAGCUGGACAAGAGAAAGAAGGGCACGUUUGGUCCACCCCUCGGGAAGAAGUAAGAGGGUGCAGCACAGGCGACGUAACAGACAUAGGCAGUGAGAGAUGGCUGCUGUGCUCCCUGCAGGUGUUUGAUAUUUGUGGAUGACCUCAAUCUGCCUGAGAAGGAGAAGUACGGCGCCCAGCCACCCAUUGAGAUCCUCAGACAGUGGAUGGACACCAGAGGUCCGACACACAACCACACGUAUAUUGACUUAUCGUCGACUGCCUAACUCCAUGUGUCUCAGGUUGGUAUGACCGCAAGACGUCAGAGUUCCGUGAGCUCGUGGAUCUGACGUUCAUUGCGGCCAUGGGACCGCCCGGAGGUGGCCGGAACAACAUCACCGCCCGCUACAGCCGGCAUUACAACCUCAUCUUCCUCACGCCCUUCGAGGAAGAGUCACUUGUCCGCGUCUUUAGCACCAUCCUCACUUGGUAUUUCGACAAGGUCGGAUUCCCCAACUCGAUCACAUCCGUCACACAGAGCAUCGUCAAGAGUACGCAUGCUGCCAGAGAACCACCACACACACCAGUGGGAAGAUGUGCCUCUGUCCUUAUGUCGCAGGCACGAUUGACACAUAUCGGCUUGUGAGUUCCAGCCUGCUGCCGACGCCAGCCAAGAGCCACUACACGUUCAACCUUCGUGACAUGAGUCGAGUCAUCCAGGGGCUCUGUCUCCUUCGGAAGGAGUCACUCCAAGGCACAGACGAUGUGGUCAAGUGCUGGGCACACGAGUGCGUGCGUGUCUUUGAGGAUCGCCUCAUCGACAAGGCUGACCACAACUGGUUUAAGGAGCAGCUCAAGCAGAUUAUGGAGACCAACUUCAAGCGCAAGUGGAGCUCUCUCGUCACCGUCGAGCCCCUCCUGUUCGGUGACUUCUCCGAUCCCAAGAAGAACCACUACCAGGAGAUGUCCGACCAAAGCUCGCUGCAGGAGGUCAUGAGGAGCCUACUGGCUGACUACAACUCCAUGAACAGCAAGAAGCAGAUGAACCUCGUGCUCUUCAUGUCAGCCAUCGAGCACGUGGCACGGAUUGUGCGCAUCCUUCGACAGCCGCUGGGCAAUGCUCUGCUGGUGGGGGUGGGUGGAUCGGGGCGCAAGUCACUGACCACGCUGGCGACUUUCAUGGUCGACUAUGAGCUCUUCCAAAUCGAAAUCAGGUGAGAAAGCAGACCAAUGAUCGUACGCACUGUCUUUGUCUUUCUUCCAUUCUUCGUCCAGCAAGUCUUACGGCGUGGCCGAUUGGCGUGAGGAUCUGAAGAGGCUGCUGAUGAAGGCUGGCGGGCUGAUGAAGGAGGUCGUCUUCAUGAUAUCCGACACGCAGCUGGCCAAGGAGACUUUCCUCGAGGACACGAGCGGUCUCCUCAACACAGGCGAAGUGCCCAACUUGUUCGGCGCAGAGGACAAGAUGACAAUUCUCGACAUGUGCAGCAAGCCUGCACAGGCAGCUGGCAGAAACGGACCGGCAGAGAUCAUGGCAUUCUUCGUCGAGCAGUGCCGCAAGAACCUCCACAUUGUCGUGUGUCUGUCGCCUAUUGGAGAGGCCUUCAGACGCCGGCUGCGCAUGUUCCCUUCCCUGGUCAACUGCUGCACGAUCGACUGGUUCAUGGAGUGGCCCGAGGAGGCCUUGAGGUAGCGAGACAUGUAUGUGAAAUUUAAUGUCCAUGCUUGACUGUUCCGCAUUGUGUCAGGUCUGUGGCCAAUCACUUCUUGGCUGGCGAGAAUCUGAGCGCCGACGUCACCCAAGGCGUAUCCAAUGUGUGCGUGGCCAUGCAGACGUCAGUCACACAGCUCACAGAGAGGUAACAGAUAAGGGACGACGCUGUGCAUUCAGAUCUGCUUCUUCUUCUCUUCCUUCACAGGUACAAGCAGGAGGCGCGGCGAUACUAUUAUGUGACACCGACGUCUUACCUGGAGCUGAUCAAUGCCUUCAAGAGCCUCCUGAAGAGCAGAAGGAACGACGUGGGCACGCUCAAGAGCCGCUACGAUGUGGGUCUGGAGAAGCUGCUGACGACGGCCGACCAGGUGGCGGUGAUGCAGCAGGAGCUGGAGGAGCUGCAGCCAAAGCUCAAGCAGACGUCCCAGGAGACAGCCAACCUGAUGGUGCACAUCGAGCAGAAGCAGAAGGAGGCCGCCGUCACGCAGGCGAACGUCGAGAAGGAGGAAGCCAUCUGCAGCAAACAGGCUGCUGACGCAUCGGCUGUCAAGGAACAGUGCCAAACUGAGCUCGACAAAGGUCAGAGGGAGAGCAACUCAUUCAGAGCUGAGUCUCACGUUUCCUUUGUGUAUGUGUGUCGGUGAAGCCAUGCCUGCAUUGGAGGCCGCUCUGGAUGCGCUGAAGAAGCUGUCCAAGGGUGAUAUCACCGAGGUGAAGUCGAUGAAGUCGCCUCCCCCCGGUGUGGUGCUGGUGAUGGAGGCCCUGUGCAUCAUGUUCGGCAUCGCGCCCAAGAAGGUCCCCACAGCAGAUGGCAAGGGCAAGAAGGACGACUACUGGGAGCCGGCCAAGAAGAGUCUUCUCGGAGACGCCAAGUUCCUGCAGCGUCUCUUCGAGUACGACAAGGACAACAUCGCUCCCGCCAUCAUGGAGAAGAUCAAGCCCUACGAGAUCAAUCCCGACUUCGAUCCUGAGGUCAUCAAAAAGGCAUCAGUGGCAGCCACGGGCCUGUGCAAGUGGGUGCGAGCCAUGGUUAUCUACGACCAAGUGGCAAAGGUCGUGGAGCCCAAAAAGAAAGCUCUCGCGGAAGCUGAGGCCGAGCUUGACACAGCGACAAAAGAUCUGGCCGUAAGCACCCUAACGGGAAUGCCCUCUGGAGACCGCACAUAGAUGCCGUUUGUACAUGUCUUGUGCAGUCCAAGAAGGCGGAACUGAAGCAGGUGCAGGAUUUGGUGGCGACGCUGCUCAGCGACUUCGACAAGGCCAAGAAGAAGAAAGAGGACCUGGCCAAACAGGUGGACGACUGCAGUAAACGGCUCGUGAGAGCAGACAAGCUCAUCAGCGGGCUGGGCGGUGAGAGGAAGAGAUGGACAGAGUCAUCAGAACGUCUGGGGGUGAGACUGGGCAUGACACCAACUACCUCACAACACCCCCACUACUAAUUGCUUUCUCACCCAGGCCGAGCUUGCGAGUCUGACUGGUGAUGUGCUGAUCGCCUCCGGCAUCAUUGCCUACCUCGGUGUGUUCACGGCCACCUACCGACAGCAAUGUGUCAAUCAGUGGCUUUCUCUGCUCAACCACGAGAAGAUCCCAUCCGGCGAGGAGAUCACGUUGCAGGGCGUGGUUGGCGAUCCGGUGCAGAUCCGGCAGUGGGUCAUCAACAAGUUGCCCAACGACAGCCUGUCCAUCGACAACGGCAUCAUCCUGUCCAAGAGCCGCCGGUGGCCUCUCAUGAUUGACCCUCAGCUGCAGGCCAACAAAUGGGUCAAGACACAGGAAGAAAAACUCAAGGUGAGACGAGACGGACUGAAACGCAGAUGGUCUAAUUGAUUCGCUGCUGUUCAGGUGCUGCGCCUCUCCCAGUCAGACUAUGCCCGCACCCUGGAGACGUGCAUCCAGUUUGGCACGCCAGUGCUGAUUGAGAACGUCGGCGAGUCGCUGGAUCCCCUCCUCGAGCCCCUGCUCGAGAAGGCCAUCUUCAAGGCCGGCAACAUCGAGAUGAUCCGGCUUGGCGACUCGACCGUUGAGUAUUCCCGCGAGUUCAAGUUGUACAUCACCACCAAGCUGCCAAACCCCCACUACCCGCCUGAGCUGUGCGUCAAGGUCACGCUGCUGAAUUUCCUUGUCACGCCAGAGGGCCUUGAGGUGACAGCCUGGACAUAUAUAAAUAAGGCCACACACGAGUGUAGAGACAUGUUGCUUUGAGUGCAGGAUCAAAUGUUGGGUAUUCUUGUGGCGCGUGAGGAGCCAGACACAGAGAGGAAGCGACAGAAUCUGGUGGUGGAGAGUGCCCAGUCUAAGGCCCAACUCAAGCAGCUGGAGGACAAAAUCCUGGAACUACUCAGUGCCGCUAAGGUUGGUUUGAUACAGGGCACUGGCCCGGAAAGACGUCUCCGUGUGUGUGCAGGGCAACAUAUUGGACGAUGAGGAGCUGAUAGAGACGCUGAGCAACUCGAAGGUGGCGUCACAGAGGAUCGAGGAGAGAGUCGUCGAGCAGGAGAAGACACAGGCUCUGAUCAACGAGACACGGCAGUCCUACCGUCCAGUGGCAUUACGAGCGGCCCAGCUGUUCUUUGUGAUAUCUGACAUGGGCAACGUGGACCCCAUGUACCAGUACUCACUCGAGUGGUUCAUCGACGUUUUCAACUCCGGCAUCGACGUAAACAACCAGACAAGCCAGUAUGCACCAGCCAUCUUAUGCUAUUCUUUCACGUCUCAGAAAGCCGAGAAGUUUGAGAAGGGUGUGGAUCAGAAGCUGCAGAAGCGCCUCACGGCCCUCAUCACCAAGUUCCUGGAGCUGCUGUUCAACAACGUUUGCAGGUAACAGCUAUGUCACAAAGGUGGCUGCCAUGCACAUCUCUGUGGCUGGUCAGGUCUCUCUUCGAGAAGGACAAGCUGCUGUUCUCAUUCCUGCUGGCCAUCAAGAUGAUGACUGUCGACAAUGAGCUCAACCACGAACAGCUGCGGCUCUUCCUACUCGGCGGCGGGGGAGGCGGCGAGCCAUCACGGCCCAGACCUGCGGAGCCGUGGCUCACCGACGUAGCCUGGGGCCGUCUGCUGGAGAUUGAGCGGCUUGGCGGGUCAUUCGACAAGUUUGCCGAGAAGUUCGAGAGCAAAAUAGCCUCAUGGAAGGCCGUCUUCGACUGUGAGAAUCCCCGGGAUGAGUCUGUCCACUGGCCCGGCGGAUACAAGGAGAGCCUUACGCCGCUCGAGAAAUGUCUGGUCAUGCUGGCCGUCCGCCCUGACACCGUUGUGGGCUGCAUCCAGGAGUUCAUCGAGGCCAAGCUGGGCCGCUACUUCCUCGAGCCCCCGACCUUCGACCUUGACGCCUCAUACUCUGCCUCUCGAUGCACGUCGCCUCUCGUCUUUGUCUUGAGUGCUGGCGCCGAUCCGAUGGCUGAGCUGAUGAAGCUGGCGAGCGCCAAGGGGAUGGAGCACAAAGUGGCCGCGAUCAGUCUGGGGCAGGGGCAGGGCCCCAAGGCUGAGACGGCCAUCAGGACUGGAAGGGAGCAGGGAGGCUGGGUGGUGCUGCAGAACUGCCAUCUGGCCGUGAGCUGGCUGCCGACGCUGGAAAAGCUGAUAGAAGAGUUCACCCCUGACACGAUGGAGGACUCGUUUAGGCUGUGGCUGACCGCAAUGCCCUCGCCCCACUUUCCCGUGUCAAUCCUGCAGGUCAGAAGAGAGGCCGAAUAAAUGAAGAUUUAUCCAUCGACAGCCUUCUUUUCGUCCAAUGUUGUGUGCAGAAUGGCGUCAAGAUGACCAACGAGCCGCCCAAAGGGCUGAGACAGAACCUUUUACGUUCAUACUACUCAUUCAAUGCAGAGUUCCUGGUACUCACAAGAGGAGGGAGAGAAACACCACAUGCACACACAUGUCUCUAUUACGCUUGUUUGCAGGAGGAUCACACCCGUGUGCACGCCUGGAAGAAGCUCCUUUUCGGCCUCUGUUUCUUCCACGCGUCGAUCCUCGAGCGGCGCAAGUUCGGUCCCCUCGGCUGGAACAUCCCCUAUGAGUUCACCGAGUCGGAUCGGCAGAUAUGUGUCUCUCAGCUCAAGAUGUUCCUCAACGAGUUCGCCGAGAUUCCCUACAAGGCCCUCAACUACAUGGCCGCUGAGGCCAACUACGGCGGGCGUGUGACGGACGCAUGGGAUAGGCGGACCAUCAACUUCAUCCUGUCGGACUUCUAUGCGCCCGACGUUCUGGAGGACGAUUACCGGUUCAGCCCCAGCGGCAUCUAUUACGCCCCCGCAUCAACGACCACACACGAGGGAUACCUCGAGUUUGUCCGGUCGCUUCCCCUCAACGAAUUCCCGGAGUGCUUUGGGCUGCACGCCAAUGCCAACCUCGCCGUCGCCAUCUCAGAGGUACAAAUAGACACAACCGUAACAGAGAAACAGCGCAGCUUCAUCGCUUUCUUUGACACAUAUGUCCAUCUUCAGGCGAUGAAUGUGAUCCGCACGGCCAUGUCGCUGCAGCCCAAGACAGGUGCGGGAGCGGGCAAGUCACCGGAGGAGGUCUUCAGUGCCACGGCCGCAGACAUUGUGGCCAAGCUGCCGAAGCUCUUCGAUGUGGAGGCCGUGGCCCGCAAGUACCCCGUGCGCUACGACGAGAGCAUGAACACCGUCCUGGUGCAGGAGCUCAUGCGCUUCAACAAACUCCUCAACGUCGUCCGCCGGAGCCUCGUGGACGUGCAGGCGGCCGUCAAGGGCCUAGUGGUGUCCACACCUGAGCUGGAAGAGGUGGGCUCGGGGCUUUUUGACAAUCGUGUGCCCGCCUCAUGGAGCAAGGUGAGCCAAUGCUGGGUGCACGGGUGAGCAUAUUGGCUUUGGUGGACAAGGGCUUCGUUUCUGUGCAGGUUGCAUACCCGUCUCUGAAGCCUCUCGGCUCGUGGGUGCGGGACUUCCUCGCCCGUCUGGACUUCAUGCAGAAGUGGAUUGACGAGGGCCCGCCACCGAAUUAUUGGAUAUCGGGAUUCUUCUUCACGCAGUCGUUCCUCACCGGCACUCUGCAGAACUACGCCCGCGCCGCAGGCGUGCCCAUCGACCAGCUCAUUUAUGACUACACCAUAUUGGACAGAAGUCAGACCAAGGUAGGGACAUAUACACACUCCACCUUUCCCGUUCCACCAUGUCUCGCUUGCGUGUGUGUGUGUCUGUGCGCGUGUAUGUGGCAGGAUGUGUUGAAGGAGAAGCCUGAGGCGGGUUGCUAUGUGUAUGGUUUGUUCAUGGAUGGGGCCCAGUGGGAUGACGACAAGAAGGUGGUUGGCGAGUCGUCGCCCAAGAUGCUGUUCAGCGAUAUGCCCAUGGUGUGGCUCAAACCCAUCGAUGCCAACGACCAGGACAAGACCGCUAAUGUGUACCCAUGCCCCGUCUACAAGACUUCCAGGAGGGCCGGCACGCUCUCCACAACUGGUGGGUGGCAACGGAGACAGACACGGGCAAGUAAGGAGACACUCGCUGUCUUGUUGUUCAGGUCAUUCCACCAAUUACGUCAUGACGAUCCGGCUGCCGAUAGCGCCUGAGCACUCUGAGAAGUACUGGACUAAACGAGGAGUGGCCCUGCUCACACAACUCGACGACUAACUCAGAAUGGGUGGUUUCCGGUGCGCGCCUUUGCUCUUGGGGGACUGCAGUGUUUCUGUGCUGGCGCUCUUCUGCCCUCUGUCUUGCUCGUCCACAGCCAAGUGCGUCUUCGCCUGUCUCGUUUGAGCCUCCCUCACUUUGCG
Messenger RNA from Vitrella brassicaformis, 16976 nucleotides. The record is from the annotation of a GenBank genome assembly. Lineage: Eukaryota; Vitrellaceae.